AUGGCCUCACCAAGACCAGGGCAGGAUAUCCAAGAGGAAAUCAAAUGUCCCAUCUGCCUGGAGUAUCUGACAGACCCAGUAACACUAGAGUGUGGGCACAACUUCUGUCGAGCUUGUAUCAGUGAUUACUGUGAGAAAUGGGAAGAACAUGAAUCCUUGGAGUGUCCUGUCUGCAGGGCCAAGAUCCAAAAAGGGAAUCUCCGUCCAAACUGGCAGCUGGCAAAUGUAGUAGAAGGCAUUAAACACUUGGAGUUUGUUCCUGGAGCGGAGGAUCUGUGUGUGAGCCACAAGAAGGAACUCAGUCUGUUCUGUGAGGAGGACGGGGUGGCCGUGUGUGUGGCUUGUGAGAGAUCCCCAGAGCACAGUUCUCACAAGGUGCUGCUCAUUGAGAAGGCUUCCCAGAAAUACAAGGAGCAAAUUCAGGAUGCACUGGAGUUCCUGAGGGAAGAGAGAAAAAGGCUUGAAGACCUGAGAGUGAAUGAGAGUCAGAAACACCAAGAAUAUCAGGAAAUGACAAAGGCCGAGAGGCAGAAGGUGGUGUCUGAAUUUAAGCGACUGCACCAGAUGCUCGAGAAACAGGAGCAACUCCUGCUGGCCCGGCUGGCAGAGCUAGAGAGGGAGAUUGAGAAGAGUCAGGAGGAAACUGUCACCAAACUCUCUGAUAAGAUGUCCCAUCUCAACUGCCUGAUUAGGGAGAUGGAGAGCAAGUGCCAGCAGCAGUCAAGGUAUCUCCUGCAGGACAUCAAAAGCACAUUGAGCAGGUGCAAGAAGGAGCAAUUUCAGCUUCUAGGAGGGAUUUCCCCCGAGCUGCAAACCAGACUCAAUAACUGGUCUGAAUUAAACCUAAGGGAGACUUUUAGCCUGCUUCAAGACAGUGGCAAGGUGUGUCCUGACUUCACCAACCAUAGAAUUAAGGAGUUUGUAAAGCACAUCCCUGUUAGUGGCUACUUCACCAAUAUCCUUGUAUACAUCUUCUGUGACCAUAUUGUUUUUCCAGACAACCUGCAAUCUUACCUGGAGAAGGGCUCAUACUCCAAGGUGAUGGUGACUCUGGAUCCACACACGGCUCAUCCCUGUCUUGUUCUUUCUGUGGAUUGGAGAAGUGUGAGACGUGCAGACACACAGCAGCAUCUGCCCAAUAAUCCUGAGAGAUUUGACAGGCACUGUUGUGUGCUGGGCCGUGAAGGAUUCACCUCGGGGAGACACUGCUGGGAGGUGGAGGUGCAGGAAUGGGGAUUCUGGGCCAUGGGGGUUGCCAAAGAGUCUGUGAAGAGGAAGGGAAAGAUCCACAUUAGCCCUGAGGAAGGGAUCUGGGCUGUGCAGCGUGGGCUUGGUCAGUUCCAGGCUCUCAUGUCCCCUCAUCCCACCCCCCUGUCCCUGCGCCAGGCACCCAGUAGGGUGCGGGUGUGUCUGGACUAUGCAGGGCGGCGUGUGUCUUUUCUCGAUGCUGAUACUGAGGAUCCAAUCUAUGUCUUCCAGCCAGCCUCAUUCAAUGGGGACAGAAUUCGGCCCUGGCUCUGCCUGGGUGGUGUUGAAGUCAAGCUCAGACUGUGUCACUGAAAUGGGGGUGGGCAGGGGAGAUGUCCCGCAGGGAAUGAUGGACUUGUCCACUCCAGCCUCCUGCUGUCUGUGACCCAGGGGGGAUCCCCUCUCCCAGCCCCCAUGGCUGCACCUCUGUCACUCUUGGAGCUGCAAUGGGUAACAGGGCACAGUCUGGAUACACAGUCCCACUGCAGCCGGUGUCACCAGGCUGGUUUGUUGCUGCAUGCUAUAACUCUGGAGGACUCCAGCAAGGCUGACCGUGCAGUCCCUCUUUUUGGAAGCCCCUGCUGGAGAGUCUGUGCCCUCCCUCCCAGUCUAUAGCAGCCCAUGGGAUCUCUGCAAAGCCCUGCAAAGUGCCCCUUGGCAUCUUCUGGUCAGGGAGGCCCCUGCUGCAGGACAUGUGUAGGGCUGUGUGGGGUGAGGAGCUGAGCCCUGACAGGACCUGCCCAUGGGGAACUGCUGACCUGGUUUGAAUUUGGGUUGGUUUCAGUCUGCAUCCAAGGCUUCUGGGUAGGGGUUUUCAGAUCUCAUCAGUGCCCCAGAUCCCAUCAGGUGUAGUUGCCUCAGUCUCCUCUGUCAACAACAGCUCCACUGCACUGGACACUUGCACUAUUGACAGAAGCAGAAAUUUGAACAAACACCUUCACUUUUUAUUUUUAAAUGCCUUUGACUCCUUGGUGUUAAAUUUCCCCUUUUUCUCCCUGCAUCUCACUGCCCUGGUUC
This is a messenger RNA of Alligator sinensis (Chinese alligator), 2265 nucleotides long. Its product is annotated as tripartite motif-containing protein 10-like. Gene Ontology annotation, molecular function: zinc ion binding; protein binding. The coding region runs from base 1 to 1560 and encodes 519 amino acids. Lineage: Eukaryota; Metazoa; Chordata; Crocodylia; Alligatoridae. The record is from RefSeq and is a predicted model, not a curated record. The transcript has 7 exons.